This is a messenger RNA of Pelobates cultripes (western spadefoot toad), 321 nucleotides long. The record is from the annotation of a GenBank genome assembly. NCBI's taxonomy places the organism in Eukaryota, Metazoa, Chordata, Amphibia, Anura, Pelobatidae.
AUGACAUUGAAUACCGAAUUAAAAAUGACAGGGCUUGUUACUGCACAUAACGAUCUGACAGACCACAUGCAGAGUUUUUCACAACAGAUUACUGAUAUGGAGAUAAAAAUAAUGGAUGCUGAAGACAGAGCGAGACGGAAUAAUUUAAGGUUGAAAGGAAUCCCUGAAACCGUGACUCAAGCAGAGUUAUCACCAUAUGUUAGAGAUCUCUUUAAAACACUGAUACCUGAAGCCCCAGCAGAUAUGUUACUCCUGGAUCAGGUCCAUUGUCUGGUACGUCUGAGAUACAUCCCGGAAUCAGUACGAGAGAUGUGCUUUUAA